This is a messenger RNA of Gregarina niphandrodes, 729 nucleotides long. RefSeq names its product TLC domain protein. NCBI's taxonomy places the organism in Eukaryota, Apicomplexa, Conoidasida, Eugregarinorida, Gregarinidae. Gene Ontology annotation, cellular component: membrane; endoplasmic reticulum. The record is from RefSeq and is a predicted model, not a curated record. Gene Ontology annotation, biological process: lipid homeostasis. The transcript is spliced from 3 exons. Bases 1 to 729 code for a protein of 242 amino acids.
AUGCCACUCCGCCAAGCGAUCAGACAGAGACAAAAGCACGAGUUCGCACUCCCUCUCGGACUGGCACUCGGCUUCUGGACCUUCUUCUAUAAGUUCGUCGGCGACCGAUGCCGCACAAACGGAACCGCCUUUUUCCACGCUAUACUGGUCAGCCCCAUCAUGAUCCUCAGCUUGAUGCGGCUAAAGCACGACCGCUACUGGGGCGAAUCCACCGUAUUUGACGCCGUCGCGGUGGUCGUUGCCGGCUAUUUCGCCUGGGACCUAGGAAUCUCCAUCCUCCAGUACAAGGAAUAUGGAUUCAGCUUCCUGCUACACGCCGUGAUCUGCCUUUCCUGCAUGAUGCUCCACUUGCUCGCAAAAGAAAUGCGGACGUCCUGGAUUAUUGCCGGCAUGAUUGCCACGGAAUGCUCCACGAUCUUCCUACACCUCCGGUGGUUCAUGAUCCAGGCUAAACUCACCCACCGACUCUACUUCAAAAUCGUCAACGUUCUUUUCAUGCUCACCUUUGCCAGCUACCGCAUGUACUAUGUCGCGGUCAUUGCGAUAUUCCCGUACACACGACAUGUCCUCACACACAAGAACUUCGGCCUCAACCGGCUAGACGCAUUCCGCAUCUGGUACCAGAUGGUAACCUCGUGGCUGUGGCUCGGACUUCAGUACUAUUGGGGAUUCGCGCUGGUGCGUAGCCAACUUUCCCAAAUGACUAAACGCUGGAAGAAGCGGGACUAA